This is a messenger RNA of Funneliformis geosporum, 1359 nucleotides long. Lineage: Eukaryota; Fungi; Glomeromycota; Glomeromycetes; Glomerales; Glomeraceae. The record is from the annotation of a GenBank genome assembly.
AUGGGAAACUCAAAUUCAUCAAAUAAUCACACAACUUUACAUCCAUCACAAGCUCAUUACUCACCGUCCUGUAAACAUAUUCAACGAUAUCUGAUUAACGAUGGAUGGUGUAAAAAAUGUACGAUGAAAAGUGUGAACUCGGGUCAUCGAGGUCUCGAUAAAUUAAUCCUUCGCACCCAAAAAAAGUCAACCUCUUGGACUGAUCCUUUUUUGGAAUGGAUUCCUUUUGAACAUUUUAGGGAUGUGUGCAAAAUUGAUGAAGGUGGAUUUGGUAUUGUCUAUCGUGCUACUUGGACUCAAGGAAGCCGACAAGAAAGGUCGCGAGAUGGAAAAAUUAAAUCUCAAAGGACACGCACAGGUCCGAUUACCGUCACGUUAAAAUGCAUCAAAAAUUCUCAAGAGAUGUCUGAUGAUUAUUUAAAACGGUUAAAGUCGUAUUACAAAACUAGUCUGGUUCAAUCACGUAAAAGAAUGCAACAACUGCUUAAAUUCUACGGGAUAUCGAAAGAUCCAACCACCGGAGAGUACAUAAUAGUAACGCAAUACACCGAACACGGAUCGUUGCGUACGUUAUUUUAUAGUGACUUUCCAUCAUUUCGAUGGACCGAAAAAUCAUGGUGGCUUUGUGAUAUCGCAUCAAAUCUACUCACAUUACAUAAGGAGGGUAUCGUGCAUGGAAACAUUCAUUCCGGAAACAUUCUACAAAUUGGUGAAUUGACAAGGGAAACUACAUCAACUUUAGCCGAUACCGGAUUAAAUUUCCCUGCAAGUACUUUAAAUUAUAACAUCGAGAGGGAUGUGUAUGGAGUCUUACCUUACUUGGCUCCAGAAGUCAUAAUGGGAAACGCACUUUCGAAGGAAUCUGACGUUUUUAGUAUUGGAAUAUUAAUGAUUGAAAUGUCCACGGGAAUUCCACCUUUCUCACAUCGUCCACAUGAUGAACAAUUGGCUUUAGAAAUUUGUCAAGGAUUACGUCCAGAAUUGGCCCAAGGAACUCCCAAGGUUUAUGCUGAUCUGGCAAGGAAAUGUUGUAGUACAGACCCUUCCUCACGUCCCACCACCAAAGAUUUAUUAUAUAUCUUCAACUCUUGGUGGUCUAUUAUGAAUUCAGAUGAUCCCGACAACCUACAAGUUCGAAAUUCGUUUUUAAAAGCUGACUUACUUAUCCCUGAUAUAAUGGAAAAGAGGAACUCGAUUGUUAAGGACGAACAAGCUAUUUUCAAAAGUAGAUUAAUACAAUUUCAAGAUGUAUUUGAAAAAAGAAAUACGAAUUAUUCACUACAAAGCGAACCCACAAAUAGUGUAAAAUUUUCACUAUUGGAUUUAAAUUUACCCAAUAUCACCAUCGGUUUUGAUUAA